This is a messenger RNA of Klebsormidium nitens, 2881 nucleotides long. The record is from the annotation of a GenBank genome assembly. NCBI's taxonomy places the organism in Eukaryota, Viridiplantae, Streptophyta, Klebsormidiophyceae, Klebsormidiales, Klebsormidiaceae.
CCCAAAGUAAGAGCAAUCUGCGCCAAUUUCGCUCUGUUUCAGUACCUACCUAUUUGAAAGCCUUCUUGAAUCGAGCAAUGAAGGCUGAAUCCUGAUUCAGGAGUUCAAAUCUUGCUUCCUGCGGAGUUCAUCCUGCACAGCUCAGAUCUAGGUACGGUAGACAGGCGCCCAUGUGAGGAGACGUUUUGAUGUCAACAGGCUGCUGAGUCAGGCUCGUGGUGGCGUUUUUGAGAAGCCGUAGAGACAUUGCAGCCAAUGCAUCAGGCUUUCCUUCUUUGAGCAUUUUCCUUCAAGAGCAAGGACCACCAAGGCGUUUGACCAAUCUUUCAGGAAAGCUGGUUGAACGCGCACAGAUGGAUUCUAAGUACAUUGUAGAGGUCGCGCCUGCUCAGCCGGCGACUGGCAACAAUCCCUACUCAUACGGUCCCACAUAUCGGUAUUCUGGCUCAAAGGAUGGGUUUCCGACAAUCCCUGGGGUGACAAACCUUUACGAGAAUUUCACGAGGUCGGUGGAAAAGUAUCCUUUGAACAAGGCUUUUGGCUGGAGAGGGAAGGUCGAUGGCAAGGCUGGCCCUUUCAAGUGGAUGUCGUACGCGGACGCCGGAAAGGAAGUGGACAAGAUUGGCUCUGCCUUGAACCAUAUUGGACUCAAGCCUGGCAUGAAAGGUGGUAUCUAUGGCAUCAAUUCAGUGGAAUGGAUGCUGGCCAUGCAAGCAUACAACUCGCAGAGCGUGUUCUGUGUUCCCUUGUAUGACACGCUGGGUGAGAACGCCGUUGAGUACAUCCUGAACCACGCCGAAGUUGCCAUCGUAUUCUUCCAAGCGGAAAAGGCAGCAAAGUUGUUUGAGGCCCUGCCAAACGCGAAGACAGUAAAGACUGUUGUGAGCUUUGGCGACUUGUCGUUGGAGUUCAAGGAGAAGGCUGCGAGCUUUGGCAUGACUGCGUACAGCCAGGCUGAGUUCAGAGAGCUGGGAGCAGCAAACCCUGCGAAGCCGGUGCCGCCCCAGGGCAGUAACCUGUGCACCAUUAUGUACACCAGUGGCACGACGGGAGACCCCAAGGGUGUUGAGAUUACUCACUCGGCUAUCUUGAGCUCCAUUGCCGCUGGCGCACUCUACUUGAAGGAUGCCAACUACGAAUUGACAGAGCACGACAAGUUCUUGUCUUACCUCCCACUCGCUCACAUCAUGGACCGGGUCCUCGAGGAGAUGUUCAUCUACCUGGGAGCCUCGAUUGGCUACUGGCAGGGUGACGUCAAGCUCCUCGUGGAUGACAUCGGCGAGCUCAAACCUACGCUGUUCGCUGGCGCGCCUCGCAUCUUCGACAGGAUCUACUCUGGCAUCAAAGCGAAGGUGAACGAGAGCGGGGGCUUGAAGAAGUGGCUCUUCAACUUUGGUUUCGACAGAAAGCUCAAGAGUCUGCAGGCAGGGAAGCGCUUUGAUCAGGCCGCUCCGAUCAUGGACGCCCUCGUCUUCGGCAAGGUCAAGCAGCGCCUCGGUGGCAACGUGCGGCUCAUCCUGUCAGGGGCUGCCCCUCUUGCCCCCCACGUCGAGGACUUCCUCAAGGUCACAAUGUGCGCGCCAGUGGUUCAGGGAUAUGGCCUGACCGAGAACUGCGCGGGCGGGUGCAUCGCCAUCCCCAACGUUGCGUCCAUGGCCAGCACCGUCGGGCCCCCCCAGCCGCAGCAGGAGGUCCGGCUGGCCGCCGUCCCGGAGAUGAACUACGACCCGAACGGCACGCCCGCGCGGGGCGAGGUCUGCUUCCGCGGGCCGGCGCUGUUCAGCGGGUACUACAAGCAGCCGGAGCUGUACAGCGAGGUGGUCGUUGACGGGUGGUUCCACACGGGUGACAUUGGGGAGUGGCAGCCGAAUGGCGCGCUGAAGCUGAUCGACCGGAAGAAGAACAUCUUCAAGCUGUCGCAGGGAGAGUACGUCGCUGUGGAGAAUCUGGAGAACGUGUACGGACAGAACACCCUUAUCAACCAGAUCUGGGUUUACGGCAACAGCUUCGAGCCGUACCUGAUUGCCGUGGUGGUGCCCAACGAGGUGAACCUGAUCACGUGGGCCAAGGCCAAUGGCGUCGACGGCGACUUCGCAACGAUCGUGAAGGACCCCAAGGCGACGAAGUACGUCCUGGGAGAGCUUACGAAGACCGGCAAGGCAGCCAAGCUGAAGGGCUUUGAGAUCGUGAAGGGAGUGCACUUGGAGGGCGAGGAGUUCUCAGUGGACAAGGAUCUCAUCACCCCCAGCUUCAAGAAGAAGCGUCCCCAGCUGUUGAAGCACUACAAGACGUAUAUCGACGCGCUGUAUGAGGAGCUGAAGAAGACUCAGACCUCCUAAGAACUGCUCGGUUGAGGGUCGUAGCAGCAGCGUUGUCCUGUUGCGAUUGAGGCUUUGCAACAACGUGUACAAAGGACGAGUGCUAGAUGCGUAAAGGCGGGCACAUUGAGCAGCAUAGAAGCAGAUAUUUGUUCAUGCAUGUCAGCUCAUGUCUUUUGAUAGCUUUCAGGAAAUCAACAGGUCAACCCCUGAAUAUGUUUAGGAUCGUAGUGACUCCGAAGAUUGUGUCUUACUGGCAUGGUGGACCGUGGGUGCUCUCUCUUGGUGGGUGCUCUCUCUGGCGUUGGUUACUGGAUACACCGGAUACACUACUUUGCUCACGGUUGCUAAGAGUUUUGUGGAAUAGUAACCCUAGCGGGCGUGAAAGGCCGGGCACCAUAAGACUCCAGUACAAGCAGUGUUCGUUACGAGACAGACUUAGCGGUGUUGAAGACGACCUUUAGACUCUCGAAGACAGUGCAAAAUAUUGAACGAACAUCGAAUACUCGCAUCCAAAACAUGUUGCAUAUACCGUAUAAGUUUGCAGUCCAGGAUGGCCGCGC